Messenger RNA from Euleptes europaea (tarantolino), 3027 nucleotides. Its product is annotated as synaptotagmin-like protein 4. The transcript is spliced from 16 exons. Bases 56 to 2989 code for a protein of 977 amino acids. Lineage: Eukaryota; Metazoa; Chordata; Lepidosauria; Squamata; Sphaerodactylidae. The record is from RefSeq and is a predicted model, not a curated record. Gene Ontology annotation, molecular function: small GTPase binding; neurexin family protein binding. Gene Ontology annotation, cellular component: exocytic vesicle; plasma membrane. Gene Ontology annotation, biological process: intracellular protein transport; exocytosis.
AAUGGCCUCUGCACCACAGUAGCUUCUUCUGAGCUGCUGGGGCACCGAGAGGAAGAUGCUGGACCUGAGCUUUCUGACCGAGGAUGAGUAUGAAAAGCUCUUACAGGUGCUGCAGAGGGAUGCAGAGCUCAAGAAAAAGGACGGUGAUCGGAUCAGGCGAUUGCAAGACUCACUUAAGGAUGAAAAGAAGAAGAAAUUUGUGACUGGGGAAUGGUUUCAUGAGGUGAAGGCGAAGCGGUUUCAAGAAGACUUAGAAGGGCCGGAUCUACUUCGAGUUUCGAUUAGAAAGAGACAGAGCAGCACCGACCAUGAAACAAUUGAGUGUGCCCAAGAGAGUCCGGAAGGCGGAACGACACGUUUGCCCUCGGAAGCAACAGCUGUACCCUUCCUUGAAUCGGAAGAAGACAGACCACCGGAACCAGCUUUGGAUUCUGCAGAAGGAUGUCAAAUGAAGCCCAAGCCAAGACUGAGGCUGUCGACCCUUCCAUCAACUGAAAAGAGAUCCAGUCUAGAAGAUAUUUCUCCAGCCGACAGCGGUGUUGGUGUAAGUCCAUUCUUGGCCACGAGAAACAACUCACAAGGAUAUGGAAAAGGCUCUGAGCUUUCCGUUGUUGUUACAGGCCAUGAAGGACACUCUGAAAAGGAUCUGAAUGAUUUCACUUACCUGGCCGGAAUGGAUGUUCCUGAUACUGCUACAGGAAGCCCAUCGAUCCAGCCAGCUGCUCAGGAAAAAACAAGUCCUUCCAGCAAGAUACCAGUUAAGGCAAAGUCUAGCAAAGGACUAUUCUCUCCUGACACAGUUAUCAGUAAUGCAGCCGAGAAACCAGAGUUUAACCUCGCAAAGAGACCAUCACUGAAGAGCUGCAAACUGCCCUCUCUCGGAUGGGAGGACAGUCUUCUGAAACAAGGUGACAAUUAUACUAUCUUAUCUCUCGGAAACAAAGAUGAGGAGACAGGCCUAGAUCGGGAACACUUCAAAAAUCUGAAGAACUUUUGGGAGAAGGGAGGGGAGUCUGCCUUAACUAAAGAUACAUCUGAGAAACCCUCUGAAAAAACCAGCAUGGUGGAAGUCAACGGGAGGCCACCCAGACUGAGACGGUCCCUCUCGGUACAAUCCAACCAGAGCCAAAACAGUGAUGAAAAGCAGAGCUGUAAUAUCUACUCCAAAGCCAGAGUCCGUCACAAACGAGCUGCCACCUUGUCUUCCAGUGAAGAUGAACCUACUUACAUAGCACCCCCCAGGAAAGGAUCGGGGUCCUCCAUCCCCAGAUCCACCUAUGCCAGGAGCAAAGGGGCAGCAGUUCAUAAAAACAACAUGAGUGAUGGGAAUGGGAAGCAACAUUUGGUUGAAGAAGGGAAGAAAAUGCAGCAUUGCGCACGGAGGUCCAAGUUGCCCGUCCGCGUGCCUUCGCUUAAAAUUGAGUCCCCGACAAAAGAGUUGAGCGGGAUCAUUUUUGAGCCCGAGACCCCCGCAGAUGAGUACAUCAUGGCUGAUGAAAGCAAGCGUAAGACGGAUUCGUUGGCGGGCAGGGUUCAAAUAUUAAUAGAGUCCGUGUCUUUGGAGGACCUUGAUAAAGUUACUACGGAAAGUAAUCCGGACACUCAAAACCAUCUAGAAACCAAUGAAGAACCACUUGGGGAUAAGCCGUGCGGUCCUGCCAGUGACCGACCGCAAAAUGAAGCUGCUGAUGAGAGAGAAGUCAUUCAAGAACAAAAUUCUUCUGCACUGUCAGGGGGAAAUGGGCAUUGUUCUGCCGUCACCAAGAGGUUGCCCCACACGAAUGGGCUCAAUUUUGCCAAGAGUAUGGUGAACCUUUACACCACCACAGAAACCUACAGUAAGCCUCAAAUGCUAACUCAGUACCUGGAACCAGAGAGAGCCAAAGACUUGAGCAGAUCCACCCCUCUUCUUCUCUCAGAGACAGAAUCUGACACCGCUUCAGAAAUCAGCUUCCAGUUUAGCAGGCACAAGAAAUCUCCGAGCAUGGGCAGUCAUUCCUCCGACAUGGCCUCUGUCUCCUCGGUGAGCGGCAGUGUUCUCAGCGUGUACAGUGGAGAUUUCGGAAGUGUCGAUGCCCAGGGGCUAGUUCAGUUUGCCUUGGACUACGAUGAGAAGAACCGAGAGUUCCAAAUCUACGUCUCCCAGUGCAAAGACCUGGCCGUUGUGGAUGAGAAGAAAGGCAGGACAGACCCGUACGUCAAAACCUAUCUGCUUCCCGACAAAGCUCGGAUGGGCAAGAGAAAAACCUCAGUGAAGAAGAGAACCGUCAGUCCCGUUUACAAUGAGGUUUUGCGGUAUAAAAUAGAGAAAAUGGUUUUGCUGAUUCAAAAACUGAACCUUUCGUUGUGGCACAAUGACCCGUUGGGACGGAACAGUUUCCUAGGGGAGAUGGAAAUUGACUUGGCAAGCUGGGACUGGAGCAACAACAGAUUGAAUUGGUACAUGCUCAAACCACGGAGUCUGUCUACCCUCAAUUGCGCCGACCAUCGGGGAGUCAUGAACCUGUCUAUUAAGUAUGUGCCACCUGGAAGCCAAGGCUGGAAGACCCCUGCGUCUGGCGAGGUCCAUAUCUGGGUCAAGGACUCCAAAGAUCUUCCACAGUUGCGCCCCUCUGGAGUGGAUUCCUUUGUGAAAUGCUACGUCCUUCCAGACACCAGCAAGAAAAGUUAUCAGAAGACCCGAGUGAUCAAGAGAGAUUCAAACCCCGUCUUUAACCACACAAUUGUAUAUGAUGGAUUUCACACAGAAGAUCUCAAAGAUGCGUGUGUGGAGCUGACCGUCUGGGAUCAUGAAAAACUGACCAAUCAUUUUCUUGGAGGAAUAAGGCUGGGUCUCGGGACAGGCUCUAGCUAUGGAAUCGCAGUUGACUGGAUGGAUUCCACACAAGAGGAAGUGGCGUUUUGGCAGGAAAUGAUGACAACAGCCAAUGAAUGGAUUGAAGGAACACUGCCUUUGCGCUCCUUAGCAGGGAAAAGGAAGCUGAAAUGAAACCGCCGGCUCCUAGAUGAGAACUGAAGCCCGGUUCA